Messenger RNA from Penicillium taxi, 2463 nucleotides. Its product is annotated as putative TBC domain protein. The record is from RefSeq and is a predicted model, not a curated record. NCBI's taxonomy places the organism in Eukaryota, Fungi, Ascomycota, Eurotiomycetes, Eurotiales, Aspergillaceae. The transcript is spliced from 3 exons. Bases 1 to 2463 code for a protein of 820 amino acids.
AUGGAGGACGCAGCUCCUGCAUUAUCGCCUCUAAGAUCGGGACCACUCCCAAUGAAAACCGCAUUGAAUACUGUCACCCAGCGCCCUAUCGCCCCUCGAUCGGUCUCGUUACCUACUGAUGCGCCACACUCGGACGGCCAAUUCCUCCACGCCAACGCCGCGUCCUCUAACCUCGACAAUCGUCCAUCAUCUGCGCGCUCAGUGCGCUCAGUGCACUCGGCGCGAAAAGUGACAAAGCAGGAGGAAGUGAGUCCAGUGGAAGAUGAUAACCGAACAAUACGCUCGCUAGAUGACCGUUCAUUAUGGGCGAAGGCCUCUUCCUUGCGCAGUGUUCCCAACAUCACGGUCAAUGAAAACCGUCCAAGAACAAGCUCUCGACCAAGAUCUGCCUGGUCGGAGCGCAAAUGGACAGGUCUCAGAAAGAAAUCUACCGACAUGGAACGGCCUAGCAUAGACGAACCUCCACCAGUGCCCCCGAUCGAACCAGCAUUCAGUAGAAUCAGCAUGGAUAUACCAGCGGCAACUCUAGAAGGACUAGGAUCUACUAUGAAGUUCUCUCACCGUGGAAGUCUCAUCAAGAACCAUGCGACGAGGCCCCAUUUUAUAAAGCCAGAUGCGCAAUCUGACCAGCUUCCUGAAGAAGCUUCGGAGCAACAAUCCAUUCUGCAACCUGCAGAGCCGGAGAAGAAGCAAGAGCAGGAAGAGGAUACGGAAACAACGCCCGAAAGCUCUCCCUCGAUCGGCAAUACCGACACAAGCAACGAAAUACCGAAGGCGACCCCACGACUCAAUUCACAGCGCACCCUUCGCCCACGAAGCAGUAUCACGACAAGAGCUAUCUCUGCCGACGAUGAUAUGCUGUCUCGACGAGUCCGCCUUAUGUAUGAGAUGGGUAAUGAGAAUGUCACGGACUCCGAUAUCGCCAAGUCAAUUGCAUCUGAAAAUGGUGUUCUGUGGGAAGAGCCUGCGACUUCUGACAUAGAGACUGCCUCAACACCAGGACUCAGUCUGAACAGAGCAGAAUCAAAUAUCAGGGCCUCUGUCGAAGUGGAUCGCAAAAGAAUAAAGAGAGAGACCAUGGAACUUGGAGGGGGCAUUGAAGAUUGGCGCAAUAUUGGCUCCGGGCAAGUUGAUCGAUAUGGGUUCAUUCACACCCCAGCAAACAAUGGUGACUCAGAGCCUCGACCUAUCCAACGAGUCACAACAAGUCUUCAGCUCGCCUCUGAGGCACCAAGACGCAAGCGCUCAAUUCGACCACCGUCUGCUAGAGCCAGUGUCCGCUCCAGUCAUGGUCUACAGCGCAAUCCAUCCUUUAACUCUACAUUCAAUCGCCCAUCUACCUCCGCAAGCACAGCUAGUGUCCCAAUACGUCGCUCAUCUCGUCUGCGCUCCGCAACUAACCAUCUUCCUCAAAACCGGGACCGAAAGGUCACAGAUGAGGCCGGUGACAUGCUUACUCUUCCGUGGGACGAUUGUGGUGAAGGGAAAGACACACCGGCGGCGCGUGCAAGGCGAAAGAAGGAGUGGCAGCGUGAAGAUAAAUGGACCAACAUGGCAAAGCUGAAAAAAAAUAGCCAUUAUGGGGGUGGUGGAAUGAACUUUGAGUUCGAUACUCGUAGCCCAAAGCUGAUCGAGCGUACAUGGAAGGGCAUUCCGGAUCGAUGGCGCGCAACAGCAUGGUAUUCCUUCCUGGAAUCUAGCGCGAAGCAACACGAAGAUAGUCCUUCUGAAGUGGAACUCAUCGAGGCCUAUCACGAGUUCCAGUACAUUUCCUCGCCGGAUGACGUUCAGAUUGAUAUUGACGUUCCCCGCACUAUCUCGAGCCAUAUUAUGUUUCGUCGACGAUAUCGUGGUGGGCAAAGGUUGCUCUUCCGCGUACUCCAUGCCAUGUCUCUGUAUUACCCCGACAAUGGCUAUGUGCAAGGAAUGGCGGCUCUUGCAGCCACUUUGCUGGCAUAUUAUGAUGAGGAGCAUUCCUACGUGGUCUGGAAGACCUCUACAAGUCCGGCUUUGCUGGACUCAUGGAGGCCCUUGGAUGAUUUUGAACGUGAAUGGUUGGCUGGUGGGGAAGUGGCUGCGAAAUUGAACGAAGUCGGAAUCCCACCAACUGCCUAUGGUACUCGUUGGUAUUUGACGCUCUUCAACUACUCAAUCCCCUUCCCUGCCCAGCUCCGCGUGUGGGACGUCUUUAUGCUCCUCGGGGAUGCAGAAGACAAGACUUCUAUCUCCAGGCCCGCAGGCAAAGCUGGUGUCCCAACACGCGCAGGCACAUUUGGUCAAGGUCUCGAUGUCAUCCAUGCCACUUCCGCAGCUCUUAUUGACGGAAUGCGCGAAAUUAUUCUCGAUUCUGACUUUGAGAAUGCUAUGAAAGUACUGACGAGCUGGGUGCCCAUCAAGGACACCGAACUCUUCAUGCGCGUUGCUAAGGCUGAGUGGAAGGUCCAUCGCAAAAAGCACUACUAA